Messenger RNA from Funneliformis geosporum, 550 nucleotides. The record is from the annotation of a GenBank genome assembly. Lineage: Eukaryota; Fungi; Glomeromycota; Glomeromycetes; Glomerales; Glomeraceae.
CACGUUCUGUUGGUGAUGCUCUAAGAGAAUUAGAUUCGAAACAAUUGAUCAAUUCAGAUUUUAUUCUUAUAAGUGGUGAUGUUGUUUCAAACAUUCAUUUAAAACAGGUUUUGGAUGCACAUAGAGCUCGAAAAAAUACUGACAAAAAUGCAAUAAUGACAAUGGUUGUAAAAGAAGCUAGUCCUUUUCAUAGAACUAGAGCUUUAGGAGAAUCAUCAAUUUUCGUUCUUGAUGGGAAAACCCAAGAAUGUGUUCAUUAUGAGUCGGUGGAAUUAUACCCACGCAAAAGGCGUAUGGUUAUGGACAUGCAAGUAUUUGAAAAGCAUUCCGAUGUACAAAUACGGAAUGAUUUAAUCGAUUGUCAAAUAGAUAUAUGUUCCGUCGAGGUCCCGGCAUUAUUCACUGAAAAUUUUGAUUAUCAAGAUAUCCGAAAGGAUUUUGUUUAUGGUAUUUUGACAUCAGACCUUUUGGGUAAGACAAUAUAUUGUCAUAUGGUGAAAGACGCGUAUGCCGCAAGGGUUCGUAGUUUACAAACCUAUGAUGCGAUUAG